AUAUGUUUUUUGAAGUAACACCUCCACGUCCAAAAAUUAGGAAUCAACCAUCAGCUGAUGAAGAUGUUGCAAUUUUAUCAUUGGCACCAUUUAGUGCAAUACCGAAAAUAUGUUUUGAAAAUGUAAAAGUUGGAGUGAAUGCAACACGAAAAAUAUGCAUAAAGAAUCCUUGGUCGUUUAUUAUAGAUGUGGCAAUACUUAAAGUACCUGAAGUAAAUAAUGAAGAAAUCGACGUGAGUUGGACAAGUACAGAUAUAACAGCAUGUGGUGAAACGAUUUUGGAACUACAUUGGUGUCCGAAAGAGCCAGGAGCAUGGCGAGAUGUUUUACGAAUAUCAAAUGAACAUUCAAAAUUAAAACGAGAUGUUUAUGUCAUUUUUAAAGCAGUUCUUCCAAAACAGAUAAAAAGUCCAACAAAACAACGAGGUCGAAUAGUUAGUUCUCGCCCAAGCUUUGUCACAACCAAAGUUCGUAAAGUCUAUAACAGCAAUAAAAAAAGAUUAUCAAUAUCACCGAAAAAAAGACAAUCGUUAUCGCCAAAAAAACGACAAUCUAUAUCACCAAAAAGAAAAUCACCAAAAAUUGUCCAAAAAUCGACAUCGUCAGUUCAUCCGUUUUCAUUCACACAGCCAAGAAAUCAUCCAACUUCAUCGUUAUCAAGUAAAGCACAUACAUAUCCACAGCAACGAAGUUAUCCAAAAGAAUUACAAAAAAAUAAUAAGGAAAACUAUAAUCCAAAUACCGGUGUUAUGGAUAAUUUUACAGCGAAAAAUGUUACUUACGACGAAAAAUACGGAAAUGAAAAUAAUAUAUCAUUUAAUUUAAGUUUUAAUCAACAUAAUCAUAAUGUCGAUUUUUCAUUCGAUCUUAAAUCGCCGUUAUCACGAGCAAAUGCCUUAACCGUACCUGCAAAUUAUAAUUAUAAUCGUAAAAGUACAUUUGACGUUAUUAACCGACCAGAAAUUUUUAAUAAUCGUAAAGCUACAUUCGAUGUUUUCAAUCGACCACAAAUUUUUAUCGAAAAUGAAACUUUUAACGAUAGUCUAGAAAAUAUAAUAGAAGACACUCCAAAACUAUCAGAAACUACAGUAAAUUUUUCGACAUUGCUUAAUUCUGAAUCAUUUUGUUUUACACCAUUAGAUAAACGUGAAUCAAAGCGUGAUGUUCUGGCAAAUAAUACAUUGUUUCGACGAAUAGACACUGAAAUUAAAUUUUCACCUCAAAUACUACCGACUCCAAGAAAUGACACUUUCGACGUAUCUCAAAACAUUAGUACAAAUACAUACACAAAAGAUCCUGUUACACCACAACUAUCACCAAUUUCCACAAAAAAUUUAGACCAAAAAGAUGGUUACAGUAAUCAAUGUUCGUUUUUAAAUAAUUGUGAUCAAAUUUCGCCAAUUUUACGUGGAAGUUUUAACAAUGCUUCAAUUACAUCCCAAGCAAAUAUUUCCACAAGUACACAAAAAAAUUUCGAUUUUAAUUAUAGUGGACGUCAAGCGAAGAAUGUUAUCGAAGCGAAUUUAUGGUCAGAUAAUAAUAUUUCACAAAGUGGAUCAACAUUUGUCGCUACUUCGCCCAAACAACCGAAGUUUUUGUCGUGCAUUCAAGAAGAAACACAUGUUAGUUACGAAUCACCGUUCAAAAAACCAAAAACCUAUGAAGAACCGCGACGUAGGCAAACUACUUGUAACUCUUGGACAAAAAUGGAUGCGUUAAAAAUUAAACGAUUAUCAAUGAGAAAUUCAACUAUUACAGAAAAAUCAGUACGAUUACAUAAUCCAGAUGAAAUUAUUUACCGUUUAACGAAUCCGGAUCCAUUUUCUGCAGUGAUCACCCACGAUCCAUUUAUGUCAAGUACACUAUGCUACGACGAACAAUGGGUUUAUAAACAAGAACUUGAAUUCAAAAAAUGGCUAAAUGCAUUAUUAACGCCUCAUAUGGAAUUAGAAUGUAAAGAAACACAAUCGAAAAUCGAUAUUGCGAAAAUAUGGGAGAAAUCUCGUAAUAAGGAUGUAGUUUAUGCACCAAGUAAAGAAACAGUUUCAUCAUUGUACCACACAAAUAAUCGUUUGAAUUCGUUAAGAAAAAAGUCGAUAGCAUUAUUUAAUUCAUCAGAAAUAACCGGAGUUUUAUCGAAAGUGAUGAGUAUUAUUGAGAGAAAAAAAAUUACAAUACGCGAUGAUAAAAAUUUACAUUUAGAUCUUGGACUACAAGCAGAAAUUAUGCAGUUGCUACUAUGCUACAAUCCAUUAUGGCUACGAAUUGGUCUAGAAUCAGUGUAUGGUGAGACUAUACCGCUUCGAUCCAAUUCAGAUAUAAUUGGAUUAAGUACUUUUAUAAUUUUACGGUUUUUCACGGAUCCAUUUUUGAAACAAAAACAUUCAGUGGCAAAUGUACGUAAUGUGUAUUUACCGACUUUCGCUCCAGCCAUGAAAAAAUUCACACUAAAGAAAUUUUUAAUGCUUGUAUAUUUUCUAGAUCAAGCGAAACUAAAAAAAUUAAUUCCACAUGAUCCGUGUUUGUUUUGUACCAAUGCCCCAAUCAAAGAAAGUCGACAAAUUUUACUUGAAUUUUCAAAAGAAUUAUUAGCGGGUGUUGGAGACAUUACAAAAUAUUUAAAAGUCGCUGGAUGUGUUUUAACAUAUAAACAAGUAGCUCUAGAUGAAUUCGUAUACGCAGUAAAAGAUGUUGGAACCGAUUUACGAGAUGGAGUACGUUUAACGCGAGUAAUGGAAAUUAUUUUAAUGAGAAAUGAUUUAUCAAAAUACAUGAGAACACCCGCAAUUUCUCGUUUACAAAAAAUUCAUAAUGUAAAGGUUGCAUUUACUGCGCUUGAAGAGGCUGGAUUUGUGUUAUUAGGGGACAUUGCCGCUAAGGAUAUUGUUGAAGGCCACCGUGAAAAAACAUUGUCUUUACUUUGGCAAAUCAUUUAUAAAUUCCGUGCACCGAUCUUUAACGAAGCGGCAAAAGUUAUACAAGAAUGGUGGAGAUCAUUUCGAAUUAUUAUCAUUCGACGCAUUCGGCAAAAGCAACGUGAUAAAAUUUUGUAUGAAAAACAAAAUCGGGCAGCAUUUAUCAUACAAAAGUAUUUUCGAAGUUAUAUACUAACAUUAAAGACACGAUACGAAUAUCUACGUAAAAUUUCUUUAGUACGCAAAGUGCAAAAUCGUUUCCGUGCCACUAUUUUAAUGCGGAAACAGCGUGCAAAAUUUUUAAAAAUUAUUUCCAGUGUAGAAAUUAUUCAACAACAUUUGAGAGCUACGUUGGUUAUGAAAAUAUAUCGUGAAGAAUUUCUACGUUUGAAGUACUCCGUAAUUUUGAUUCAACGAUGGUUUCGAUCAACAUUACCUAUGAAAAAACAAAGAAUAAUUUAUAAAAUUCAAAUAAAUGCAAUUAGAACAAUCCAAGCAUACUUAAAAGCAACCUUGACAAUGCGCAAUCAGCGUGAACAUUAUUUACGCUUACGAAAUAAUACAGUAACUAUUCAAAAACGAGUGCGAGCUACGCUAUUAAUGAGACAACAACGUGCUGUCUAUUUAAAACUACGUUCUACGAUUAUAAAAAUUCAAGCACUUUAUCGAAUGAAACGUGUUCGUAAUAAAUAUUUAAUAAAACUUCAAGCAAUUCGAUGUAUACAACAACAUUUUCGAGCUUACAGUUUAAUGAAAGCACAGCGAGGCCUAUUUACAAAACUACGCGAAAGUGCAAUCAUCAUUCAAGGCAAAUGGAGAGCAACAUUAUUGAUGCGACAGCAAAGAAUUGCGUAUUUAACGGUUUUACAACAAUUAGAAAUAGCAAAACAAGAGAAAGCAGCGAAUGUAAUCGUCAAUCAUAUUCAAGCUUUUAUCUUAAUGAAAAAACAACGUUGUUAUUAUUUACAACUUAAAAACUCUGCUCUUAUUAUUCAAAAUCGUUAUCGAACCAAGCAACAGCGACAAAGAUACCUUAAAACAUUAACAGCAAUUCGUUGCUUACAAAGUCAUUUAAGAGCAACACUUUCAAUGCGUAGAGAUCGAGAAAAUUACAUUAAUAAAUUAAAUGCAAUUCGAUUAAUACAGACUUCUUGGAGAGCUACACUUCAAAUGAAAACUGAACGUAAAAAGUAUUUGGUAUUGUUGAAAUCGGUUCAAACCAUUCAAAAUUACUAUCGAAAUUAUCGUUUAAGUGUAAUGCAAAGAAAUGUAUUCCUCAAAAUUAAAAAUAGUACAAUUUUAAUUCAAAAUCAUUGGCGUGCUACACUUUUAAUGCGAGAGCAUAAAAAUGAAUUUAUUCGAAUUAAAAAUGCUACAAAAACUCUACAAACUCGAUUUAGAGCACAGUCAUUGAUGAAAAAAGUUCGCCAAGAUUAUUUAUCAAAGAUCAACGCAGUGAAAUGUAUUCAGCAUUUCUAUCGAAAUUAUAAAUUAAUGACUCAGCAAAGAUGGAAUUUUUUGAAAUUGAAAAAUAGUAUCGUUAAAAUACAAAUUCAUUGGAGGGCCACACUUUUAAUGCAGAAACAACGAACUGAAUUUAUUCAAAUACAAAAUGCUGUAAAAACAUUACAAAGGCGUUUUAGAGCAAAAUUAUUAAUGAAAAAAGCUCGUAAAGAUUACUUAGCGAAGAUCCAAGCAGCAAAAUAUAUUCAAAACUUCUAUCGAAGUUAUAAAUUAAUGACGCAACAAAAAUCGAAUUAUAUUGACUUAAAGAAGAAAGUGUUAUCAAUUCAAAGUCAUUGGAGAGCCACACUUUUAAUGCGAAAAGAUAGAAAUGAAUUUAUUCGAAUUCAAAAUGCUACAAAAACUCUUCAAACUCGACUUAGAGCACAAUUAUUAAUGAAAAAAGUUCGUCAAGAUUAUUUAACAAAGAUCCAGGCAUCGAAAUGCAUUCAGAACUUCUAUCGAAGUUAUAAGAAAAUGACUCAUCAAAAGUCGCAAUACUUUGAAUUAAAAAAGAGUACGUUAAUUAUUCAAAAUCGUUGGAGGGCUACAUUAUUAAUGCGAAAACAUCGAAAGGAGUUUAUAAGAGUUCAAAUUGCUACGAAUAUAAUUCAAAGUCGGUUAAGAGCGCAGCUAUUGAUGAAAGCAGUUCGCAAAGAUUACUUAAGGAAGGUCGAAGCAGCAAGGUGUAUUCAGAAUUUCUAUCGAAGUUAUAAAAUAAUGAUCCAACAAAGAUCAAGAUACUUAAAAUUGAAAAAUACCGCUCUAAUUAUUCAAAAUCGUUGGAGAGCUACGUUAUUAAUGCGAAAACAUCGAAAUGAGUUUAUUAGAAUUCAAAUUGCUACGAAUAUAAUUCAAAGUCGAUUAAGGGCGCAGCUAUCGAUGAAAAUAGCUCUUAAAGAUUACUUAAGGAAGAUCGAAGCAGCAAAAUGUAUACAGAAUUUUUAUCGAAGAUAUAAAUUGAUGACCCAACAAAAAUCGAGUUACUUAAAAUUGAAAAAUAGUGCUUUGAUUAUUCAGAAUCGUUGGAGGGCCACGGUAUUAAUGCGAAAUCAUCGAAAGGAAUUUAUUAGAAUUCAAAUUGCAGCGAAUAUAAUUCAAAGUCGAUUAAGAGCAUUCUUAUUAAUGAAAAAAGUUCGCAAAGAUUACUUAAGGAAGAUCGAAGCAGCCAAAUGUAUUCAGAAUUUCUAUAGAAGUUAUAAAUUAAUGACCCGACAAAGGUCGAGUUACCUAAGAUUAAAAAAUAGUACUUUGAUUGUUCAGAGUCGAUUCAGAGCUACAAUUUUAAUGAGAAAACAAAGAUUCGAAUUUAUUCAAAUUCAAAAUGCUACCAAAAUAUUACAAACUCGAUUUAGAGCGCAAAUAUUAAUGCGCAAAACGCGCAUGAAAUAUUUAAAGAUGGUAAAAUCCGCACAAAUUAUCCAGAAUUAUUAUCGAGGAUACAAAAUAAUGAUGCGAGACAGAUUGUAUUACUUAAAGUUGAAAAAUUCACCCAGAAUGAUUUUAAUGCGGAAAUAUGGUGAUCGAUUUACUAACAUAGACAAUGCUACAAAAACAAUUCAAAGUAGAUUUAGGGCGCAAAAAUUGAUGAAACAAACACGUCAAGAUUACAUACGUAAAUUAAACGCUACGAUUACUAUUCAAAAAUAUUAUCGUGCUUAUUUAUGCAUGAGACAGCAGCGUGAAAAAUAUUUACAAAUAAAACGGAGUAUAAUAUUCAUUCAGAAUAAAUGGAGGACAAUGAUUCAAAUCAAAAGAGAAUCAGCAGCUACGAAAAUACAGGCGUAUUUCCGUGGCUACAUUAUAAGAAAACAACAAUGUAAAAAAAUGAAACUAAUUCGCCAACGAUCUAUAGAAGCUACACUCAAAGCUACUACCGAAAACACAGUUGGUUUUAAAUGUUCCAGAAUAAUGGAUUAUUUCCUUAGUGAACGAAUGACAAUACUUUCUCUUUGUCAUGCCUUACAACAAUUUGAUAUACUAACGACGGUAUGCCCAACAGUUUGUGUUGGUUCAGUGAUUGUGAUAACUGAUCAAAUUUUUCUUAUUUUUGAUUUUUCCAAUCGCUCUGAACCAUAUCGACAAGCUUGUACUCUUGGUAGUAAUGUUUUAAAUAACUUCAUUGGAUAUCAAGGGACACGUACACAAAUAUUAAGAGCAAUGGAUGUCGAGAAAAUAAAUAUUUUAUUAAAGUUAAUGAAUGCGUGGGCUGAUAAAGAUUUUGAAUUAUUUCCAAACUUAUGUACAUUCUUGUGGAUAUUGUGCCAAAAUGAAGAACAAAAACAGCUAAUAAAAGAAGCAUCAAAUUCUUUGGUAAUGUUAAGAAAUAUGCAUACGAAGGCGAAACGUUUGGAAACAAUAAAAACCAACAAACAUCAGCAUGGCCAACAAAAAAUCCAAAAAUUAAAAUUACCAACGACCAAAUCCUGGUGGAAAGACGAACGUUUUACAAACUCGUUGUUUGGAAUAACAAGUAUUUUAAAACUGUUUAAUAACGACAUUUAAUUAAAGACUGUAUUGCUUUUUAACUCUUUUGUAGUAUAUUAUUUUAACCAUUUAUUGAGAGAAUUUUUUAUGGCAUGAUCAAAUACUAAAAAUAUUGAUGGUCUUGGGUUUCUUCAAAAUUGAGACACCCAAUACUUAAGUCAAUAUACAUUAUUGUAAAGUACUUGGUCAUAUCAUAGAAAUAAUCUAUUUUUUGCUCUAAUAACUGGUCCAUUUGUUUUUAUUUUUGUGAUAGUGUAUUUAUUUUAUAUAUACAGCGAAUCCUAGUUAAGUCAUUUUAUCAACUGGGAUCCUUAGCAAACGAUACUUAAAAUUUUUGUAUAUAGGAACAUACUACGUCUUUAUUUCUACAAAAGUGUGCACAUAAUAAUUCAUAUUAGACACGCCAUUGAAUUCUUCUAAAUUUUAAUUCUAUAUAUUUUUAACGUGAAAUAAUGUAUAUUUUCUCUCAAUUUUCGAUAUUCCGUACUGACUAGGGUCCAAUUGAUGAAAUAUAACAAGGUUUUACUGUAUUUUCUUUAG
Chrysoperla carnea is the source of this 7445-nucleotide messenger RNA. It is a transcript of the gene asp, whose product is annotated as protein abnormal spindle. The record is from RefSeq and is a predicted model, not a curated record. The transcript is spliced from 7 exons. Gene Ontology annotation, molecular function: protein binding. Gene Ontology annotation, cellular component: spindle pole. Bases 3 to 6923 code for a protein of 2306 amino acids. NCBI's taxonomy places the organism in Eukaryota, Metazoa, Arthropoda, Insecta, Neuroptera, Chrysopidae. Gene Ontology annotation, biological process: establishment of meiotic spindle localization; spindle organization; mitotic cell cycle.